Molecule: messenger RNA, 2517 nt
Organism: Gymnodraco acuticeps
Lineage: Eukaryota; Metazoa; Chordata; Actinopteri; Perciformes; Bathydraconidae
Exons: 5
Coding region: 595-1686 (363 amino acids)
Cellular component (GO): nucleus
Source: RefSeq, a predicted model, not a curated record
UCUGGAAGUCAGGAAACGUCAGGUUGUCGCUUUAUUAGUCAUUUGUGAGUCUUGUGUUGCGUUAGCUAACGUUAUCCUACUGCAGAGAGAGCUAACCUAGUGUGUGCUAUGUGUUGUAUUAAGUGCAAGUUGCACUAUAUAAGAGACAUUUAAUAACCGAUACUCGUUCAAAAUAAUCAUGGAAAUGUGGCAAUCAAGGUAUUAUAUGUGUGUAAUGCUAACUACGAGUGCUCUUUAGCUAACUAGGCUGUCGCGUGUGUUAAGCGUCGAUAGCAUCGUCCAUUGUCCAUUCACUCUGACGGCUAGCAGACAUACAUUGUUGUCAUCGCGCAGAACUUGCUCCAUUUCCUGUUUAACGAUAUGAGACCACUUAGAUAUAUGUAUUCAAGUUCGUUUCAGUAAAAGUGUUGAUAAUAUUAAUGUAUUAUCUAUAUUGAUCAACUCAAUACAUCUGCACGAACGGUUAUUGCUAAGCUGUUAAGCACGAACAAGUGUAACGCUGUCACUCAGCGAUACUACUAACCUUAUAAAUACAGCAGGAGAAGUGGAAGCACAGCAGAGACUACACAGUAGCUGGACACCAAUUUUGGGAGGAUGUCUUCACCAAUAUUCUACAACCAAGACAGUUUUAUUCGUUUCAAGAAAAGAAAAGCUCGCUUCUCUUUCAGUGAAGUCCACAUACUGCUGGACGAAGUGAGGAAGCAUCGUAUGGUUGUUGUGGGCAAUUUCAAUCGUGGUGUACCAACAGACAUAAAGAAGCGCACAUGGGCAGAGAUUACUGCCCGUGUCAAUGAGAUCGGGGAGUGCCAACGUGAGAUCAUCGAGGUCAUCAAGAAAUGGUCCGAUCUAAAGUGUGACACGAAGCGGAAAGUGGGUGCCAUGCGGUCAGGGACAGUGCCCAACAGAGGCCUCAACUCUCGACUCUCCCGAGACCUUAAUCAGACGGAAAAAAUAGUGCUCCAGAUUCUGGAGAUGGACAAGGAAGACCAGAGCUCCGGGGACUUUGGCCCUCUGGGAGAUGACGAUGAUGUGCCAGAGGAGGAAGAAGAAAUGGAAGAGGACAUUAUUGGAAUGCAGAGUUCUCCUAAUGGCGGGUUGGACGGGGCAUCUAUGCCCCCACCAAUGUCCUACACAAUGAAGGACUCUUCACAAACUGCCUAUGAUGUGCAGUAUGAGAUUCCUGCAACAGAAGAUGUUGACGCUGCAUUAGGAGACUCAGAUGACGACCAAAGGGAAGAUGUGCUUCCUUCCACAAAACCAACUGAGAUUCACCAAGGAAACAAUGGCAUCCAAAAACAAGGACCACCUCCGAAGUCUUCCGGCCCAGCAGCAGCAGCAGCAGCAGGCCCAGCACCAACAGCAGCAGCAGCAGCAGCACCAGCAACAGCAGCAGCAGCCCCUACGCUUCCACUGCCAGGUCAGCCCUCGCAGAACAUGAGAGACAACAUGCUACACAAUGCAUCGCUGAGCCUUGAAGAGCAGCAUGCCACCAACAUCCUGCUGGAGACGGUUUCACGCUCCCUGGAGCUUCUGUCCGAGUCGGUGCAGCAGCUGGCAGAGACUCAGCAGGAGUUUGUGCGCGAGUCGCUGCAGCUCCAGAGGGAGACGGUGCAGGUUCUCAGAGACUUUACAGACGGAGCUAUUUCUCUUAUGCAUGACAAACUGAAUGGACGGCCAGCAUUAUAGCAAACAAAGUGUCAGAGAUGUUGUUGUAUGGCUACAUACAUGGCCUUCAGGUGCAGGAACAUUUGAGUUCCUCUGGACUCCACCGCUAGUUGCUGUACUUUUUGAUAGUACUCAACAGGUUCUUUGUUGUAAGUUUUAAAAAUUGUAUUAUUAGAAACAUUUUAUUAAUGGAAUUACUGUCUGUGGGGUUACAUUGUACAUCGAUAAAGAAAGAAGAUUUUAGUUUCCCCUUUUGCUACUGAAUUUAGCAUUUUUUAUUAAGCCUACACCACAUUUAAAGCCUCGAUAUGCUUUAACAAUGACUUGCAAAGAUCUUUUAUUUUUGUUUUAUGUUCUUGGAUAAGUUGUAGUUGCAUCAAUGAGAUGAUCACAUGAACUGUAAUGGUCAGUGGAUUUCCGCACCUGACCAUUAUAUGGUCUGUAUGUCUGAAAGCUAAACAAGGUGUUAGAUAUUUUGAAAUACAUGUAACUGAAUAAGUUGUCAUUGUCUGAUUUACUUUUGUUUACAUUCCAAACAUCAACACUUGAAUAUGAAAAGUUUCAACAGGUUUCUUUUUAAAUGUUAAAUAAACCUCUGAUUUAUUGAAAGAGAACAGAAGUAAUAUUCCUUCCUGUGACUAUAUAAUAUAUAAAGUGCUCUAGUGGACAUAGAUCCAGUGAUCUGAAUGUGUUAAUCCAUCUCUGUUGAGAGCUGCACUCUCCCGUCUUCAAUGAUGGCAUAUUUCAAGUUAUCUUAAAUUAGAAAUGAUGAAGGAUGUCUUACAUAUGUACAAACAGAAAAUGUGUAAUACACAUUACAAAAAGACCGUACAGAAUAAAGCUUGAAAUAUA